This is a messenger RNA of Sciurus carolinensis (gray squirrel), 995 nucleotides long. RefSeq names its product vascular endothelial growth factor A (gene Vegfa). Gene Ontology annotation, molecular function: heparin binding; chemoattractant activity; vascular endothelial growth factor receptor 1 binding. Lineage: Eukaryota; Metazoa; Chordata; Mammalia; Rodentia; Sciuridae. Gene Ontology annotation, biological process: positive regulation of protein phosphorylation; response to hypoxia; sprouting angiogenesis. The transcript is spliced from 8 exons. Gene Ontology annotation, cellular component: membrane. Bases 91 to 651 code for a protein of 186 amino acids. The record is from RefSeq and is a predicted model, not a curated record.
GUUUGCUCCCGGCCGCGGGUCCCCGACGAACUGGAAGUCCCGGCAGCGGGGGCGGGAGCCAGAGCACUGCGGUGGUCCCAGGCUGCACCCAUGGCAGAAGGAGAGCAGAAACCCCAUGAAGUGGUGAAGUUCCUGGAUGUCUACCAGCGCAGCUACUGCCGUCCAAUAGAGACCCUGGUGGACAUCUUCCAGGAGUAUCCAGAUGAGAUCGAGUUCAUCUUCAAGCCGUCCUGUGUGCCCCUGAUGCGGUGUGGGGGCUGCUGUAACGACGAGGGCCUGGAGUGCGUGCCCACCCAGGAGUUCAACAUCACCAUGCAGAUUAUGCGGAUCAAACCUCACCAAGGCCAGCACAUAGGAGAGAUGAGCUUCCUACAGCACAGCAAGUGUGAAUGCAGACCAAAGAAAGAUAAAGCAAGGCAAGAAAAAAAAUCAGUUCCAGGAAAGGGAAAGGGGCAAAAACGAAAGCGCAAGAAAUCCCGGUAUAAGCCCUGGAGCGUUCCCUGUGGGCCUUGCUCAGAGCGGAGAAAACAUUUGUUUGUACAAGAUCCGCAGACGUGUAAAUGUUCCUGCAAAAACACAGACUCGCGUUGCAAGGCGAGGCAGCUUGAGUUAAACGAACGUACUUGCAGAUGUGACAAGCCAAGGCGGUGAGCCAGGCUGGAGGAAGGAACCUGCCUCAGAGUUUCGGGAACCAGACCUCUCACCAAGAAAGACUGAUACAGAAUGACUGAGACUAACCACGCCGCCACCACACCAUCGCCAUCAACAGAAGUCCUUAAUCCAGAAACCUGAAAUGAAGGAAGAGGAGACUGCGCAGAGCACUUUGGGUCCGGAGGGCGAGACUCCGGCGGAAGCAUUCCCGGGCGGGUGACCAAGCACGGUCCCACUUGGAAUUGGAUUUGUCAUUUUAUUUUUCUUGCUGCUAAAUCACCGAGCCCGGAAGAUUAGAGAGUUUUAUUUCUGGGAUUCCUGUAGACACACCUACCCACAUACAU